Olea europaea var. sylvestris is the source of this 905-nucleotide messenger RNA. Its product is annotated as 17.1 kDa class II heat shock protein-like. The transcript has a single exon. Gene Ontology annotation, biological process: protein complex oligomerization; protein folding; response to salt stress. Lineage: Eukaryota; Viridiplantae; Streptophyta; Magnoliopsida; Lamiales; Oleaceae. The record is from RefSeq and is a predicted model, not a curated record. The coding region runs from base 82 to 651 and encodes 189 amino acids.
UAUUAUCAUCAUAAUUCCGAUCAAUUUGAUAUAUCCUUUUUCUACUUCCAUAAUUUUCUUGUUCUCUGUGCGAAAUUCUCGAUGGAAAUGGUUUUGAGCGACUUGGGUUUUGAUGCUCCGGUGUUGGCAGCGCUCCAUGAUAUGCUGGACUUUGUCGACGAUGCUGAGAAGCCGCACCACCCGUCGCGGGCGUAUAUUCGGGACACAAAGGCCAUGAAAGCUACACCAGCAGACAUCAUAGAAUACCCAAAUGCUUACCAUUUUGUGGUGGAUAUGCCAGGGCUGAAAGUUGAUCAAAUCAAGGUACACAUAGAGGACGGCAAUGUCCUGGUGGUGAGUGGCGAAAGGAGGAGAGAGAGAGAGAAGGAGAAGGAGGAGAAAGAAGGGGUGAAGUACGUGAGAAUGGAGAGGAGGUUUGGGAAAUUGUUGAAGAAGUUUGUGCUGCCAGAGAAUGCGAAUUUGGAUAAGAUUUGUGCUGUUUGUCAAGAUGGGGUGCUGACGGUGACCGUGGAGAAGAAACCGCCACCGGAGCCCAAGAAACCGAAAGUGAUUGAGGUGAAAGGGGCGGAGCACAGUGGAGGAGGAGAAGGGAGCCAUGAAGUUAAAACUUCGCUUGGAACCGAUGAGGGUGAUGCGGUCGAACAAGAGUAAAAUGAAAAUUUGCAUCGGGUUUUGGUUUUGUCAAGUGGUUCACUUGGUGAAAAGUUGAACGGUCUAUGUUAAUCCGCGCUUAUAUGGCUGUGUUGUGUUGUACUGUGUGACUAUGUUUGUGGUUCUUGUGUAGGGAAAUAGGACAUCUCCUUUUACAAAAUAAAAAGGUUCAUCAUGGAAGCUCUGCUGCUUUUGUGAAAUGCUUUAUUGAAUAUGUUUCUCGUGAUAAAUAUAAUGUUAUUACAAUUUAAUAG